GCACCCCACCGGCCAGGCCACGUUCCCAUGGCGGCGCGCCACCGGCUCCUUUCCGCCCACCGCACCGCACCGUCCUCCGCCCCGACGACCCGAUAUUCCGAUCCCAUCUCAAAUUCUCAAUUCACUUCAGUUCAAUUCAGCGCGGCCAGGCCACCUUAUCUGUGCCUGUGUCCAGUCCUGUCACCACGCUCCGCUCCACUGCUCUGCCUCUGCAGCCAGCGCUCGCGCCCGCCCGCGCCAUGGCCGCCGCGACAGCGUCCACCGCCGCCACGCUGCUCCCCGGGCCGGUCGUCGGCUCCGCGGCGUCCGCCCCAUCCACAUCUCGCAGGAGGCGCCUCCUCGCCUUCAGGUGCCAGUCGACCAGCGUCGACAAGGAGCAGGAGCAGCCGCCCAAGCCGAAGCAGCGGAACAUGCUCGACAACGCCAGCAACCUGCUCACCAACUUCCUCAGCGGCGGCAGCCUCGGGGCCAUGCCCGUCGCCGAGGGAGCCGUCACCGACCUCUUCGGCAAGCCCCUCUUCUUCUCGCUCUACGAUUGGUUCCUCGAGCAUGGCUCUGUGUACAAGCUUGCUUUUGGACCCAAAUCUUUCGUGGUCGUCUCUGACCCCAUGGUCGCUAGACACAUCCUCCGGGAGAAUGCUUUCUGUUACGAUAAGGGAGUUCUCGCUGAAAUUUUAAAACCAAUUAUGGGGAAGGGUCUUAUACCUGCUGACCUUGAUACCUGGAAGCAAAGGAGAAAAGUUAUAACACCUGGGUUCCAUGCCUUAUUCAUUGAAGCUAUGGUGAGAAUAUUUACUAAAUGUUCAGAAAGAACAAUAUCAAAGCUUGAAGAGCUUACUGAAAGCGAAAGCCAAGUCAUAGUGGACCUUGAAGCUGAGUUCUCUAAUUUGGCACUCGACAUAAUUGGCUUGGGUGUGUUCAAUUUUGAUUUCGACUCAGUAACUAAGGAAUCCCCUGUAAUCAAGGCAGUGUAUGGAACACUUUUUGAAGCUGAGCACCGAUCCACCUUUUACAUUCCCUAUUGGAAUCUUCCUUUGACAAAAUGGAUAGUUCCAAGGCAGCGCAAGUUCCAUAGUGAUCUCAAGGUCAUCAACGAUUGCCUUGAUAAUCUUAUAAAAAAUGCAAAGGAGACAAGACAGGAAGCUGAUGUGGAAAAGCUCCAGCAAAGGGACUACUCAUCUCUGAAGGAUGUCAGCUUGCUGAGGUUCCUUGUUGACAUGCGAGGAGCUGAUGUUGAUGAUCGCCAGCUUCGGGAUGAUCUUAUGACAAUGCUUAUUGCUGGACAUGAAACAACUGCUGCUGUUCUAACAUGGUCUGUUUUUCUGCUAGCCCAGAGCCCUACCAAGAUGAGAAAAGCACAGACAGAGGUUGAUUCUGUUCUCAGCAAUGGAGCAAUUACCGUGGAAUCCCUGAAGAAAUUAGAGUACAUAAAAUUGAUCAUUCUUGAGGCUCUUCGUUUGUAUCCUCAGCCACCAUUGUUAAUCAGGCGUUCUCUCCGUCCAGACAAGUUGCCAGGUGGGUACAAUGGAGCAAAAGAGGGAUAUGAGAUACCAGCUGGGACUGAUAUAUUUGUUUCGAUAUACAACCUCCACCGAUCCCCAUACUUUUGGGACCGGCCAAAUGAAUUUGAACCUGAGAGAUUUUCAGUUCCAAAGAAGGAUGAGAGCAUAGAAGGCUGGUCUGGUUUUGAUCCCGAACGGAGCCCCGGUGCAAUGUACCCCAAUGAGAUCAUAGCCGACUUUGCUUUCCUUCCCUUUGGUGGAGGACCCCGCAAAUGCGUGGGAGACCAGUUCGCGCUCCUGGAGUCAACAGUGGCGCUGGCCCUGCUGCUGAGGAAGUUUGAUGUGGAGCUGAGGGGAUCGCCGGACGAAGUGGAGAUGGUGACGGGCGCCACCAUCCACACAAAGAAUGGGCUGUGGUGCAGACUGAGGCGGCGGACGACUUGAUCAAACAUAGCUUUUACACCGAGAAGUAGCUCUCAUUCUUGACUUCUUUGAUAUGCUUUAGCCAACCAAGCUAAACAGCCUGAUGAACAGUGAGUGAGGAUCAUGUACAUGGAAACAUCUCUUGUAGCGCAAUAGGCACAACCAUUUCUGUGCAUACCAAUCUGCUUGAGCUUGACAUUCUGGUGCAAGUACUGCUUGCAUAGUUUUACA
Messenger RNA from Setaria italica (foxtail millet), 2156 nucleotides. Its product is annotated as cytochrome P450 97B2, chloroplastic. NCBI's taxonomy places the organism in Eukaryota, Viridiplantae, Streptophyta, Magnoliopsida, Poales, Poaceae. Gene Ontology annotation, molecular function: heme binding; oxidoreductase activity, acting on paired donors, with incorporation or reduction of molecular oxygen; iron ion binding. The record is from RefSeq and is a predicted model, not a curated record. Bases 240 to 1946 code for a protein of 568 amino acids. The transcript has 14 exons. Gene Ontology annotation, cellular component: chloroplast.